UCACUAUCCCUACCUCAAAUCCCCAUUUCGCCCACCAAAAUCGAUCGCUCUUGAGAAGAAAGCUCUGUGGAAACAUGGGCGCUCUUCUCAAGCUCGUCGACGCACUACUGUUCCUCGCCUUUCUCCUUCUCGCUUUGGUAUCGCCUCUCAUCGAUUUCCAGGUUAUAUUUCCUCGAACCCUUUUCCCUCAUUUUCUGAUCGAUCUCAAGACCUGGUACAUCCGCCAAUCGGGGGACUAUAUAAUGGCCGACUCCCCUCACUUCGUCGUUGGCCUCGUUUGGCUCGAGCUUCUCUUUCAAUGGCCUCUCCUGCUUCUCAAUCUCUACGCUUUCUUGGCUGCCAAGACAUGGUACAACACCACUUGCUUGAUAUAUGGCGUUUCUCUAGUGGCUUCCAUGUCUGCCAUAUUGGGUGAAAUGGUUGGAUCGAACCGAGCAUCUAAUACUCUAAUGACAAUAUACUACCCCUUCUUGGGUUUGGGAGUUUUGGCCAUGCUACGUGGGCUCGUGGCGUGCUCGAGCAAGGCUACGAUCACCGGCACCAGACCCUCAAAUGGCAGGAAAAAGAGAGCUUAAAGAGCCAUCCUACAUCACCAAAAGAGACCCUUUUGAGCUGUAUCACCUCAUCUGCAACCGUUUUGGUUUUUAGCACUAGCUGAUGAUGUUAGUUCUUUAGGUAUUGAUGCAGCUCUGUCUAUGGAUCAUUCAGCAUUUGCCUCUCUGAUGUUCCAUUAAGUCUUUGAUAAUGGUUCAAAGGGACCCUUUUGAGCUUUGAAUGAAAAUAAGGUACUAACUUGAUCGAAUGUAGAGGAAAGCUGACCGAAAUUGAUCAA
Cucurbita moschata (crookneck pumpkin) is the source of this 832-nucleotide messenger RNA. Its product is annotated as sigma intracellular receptor 2-like. Lineage: Eukaryota; Viridiplantae; Streptophyta; Magnoliopsida; Cucurbitales; Cucurbitaceae. Gene Ontology annotation, cellular component: endoplasmic reticulum. Bases 75 to 575 code for a protein of 166 amino acids. The record is from RefSeq and is a predicted model, not a curated record. The transcript has 2 exons.